This is a messenger RNA of Tripterygium wilfordii, 1597 nucleotides long. RefSeq lists its product as uncharacterized. The coding region runs from base 278 to 1312 and encodes 344 amino acids. The transcript is spliced from 6 exons. NCBI's taxonomy places the organism in Eukaryota, Viridiplantae, Streptophyta, Magnoliopsida, Celastrales, Celastraceae. The record is from RefSeq and is a predicted model, not a curated record.
UGCACAGUGAAACUAAGAAAAGCCCCGUUCUUUAUAAACCCCAAAUCCACCAUCGGAAUUCCGAAGGGACUCAUUAUUCUCUCUUUCCGUCCUAUUUGUAGAACUUCUAUCAUUGUUUAUAUUCUUCUCCAUCGUUUUAUCUCAUUACAUCUCAAACCUUUUUGUUUGAUAAUCUACCUUUAUUGUUGCGAUUCCACCACAUUUAAGCCGCAAUUCCUACUAAUCAGUGGCCGUUAGGAGAGCCCAUGAAUUCAAGGCCACAGGCCUCCUUGAGUAAAUGAGAGUGCUUGAAACGGGGAUGAUGGCUUUGGUGAUCCAUCAAGUGCAAGGUUCUCAUGGAACAUUUUCCUCAAGGCCUGUAUCAUGGAGCAAAGGGGUAAAAUUGAAACAACGCGCAGUUAUGAUUCCGAUUGCUGGGAGAAGUGGUAGGUGUUUCUCAUUAAAACAAAAAUUGCAUACAAGUGUAGAGGUUUUGUGUUCAUGUGGAUUGGAAGUUAAAGCUUUAAGAAUUUUAUCCUUCAAAGGCAAUACGCGAAAUGAUGAAUCAGGAAGCAGAGCAAAUAGAUCAAAUGUUCCCAAAAAAUCUGCUAAACUUUCUUAUGUGCCAAAAGAGACGGGAGAGAGCAUGAUGGAAUCUCCAAAGGUGCACAAUGCUCAUGUUUCUUGUACUUCUGAAGCAAAUGAGACAAUUGCAGGAUCUCCAGCAAUUCAUAAAUUAUUCAAGAAAUGGUUGACAAUGUUGCACACACAUUCACCACGUCAAGCAGCGGAUGAAAUUCUGGAAGGUCUCCCUCCAAGUGAAAUAUCAGAAAUUCGAAAUGCCACUCAGAACAAGGGAAGAAGUAAAGCUCAAAACCAGGGAAGAAGUGAGCUUCUGAAGGCGGCUUGGCAGUACUUUUUGGGAGUUGAUGCAACAAUAAAGAUACCUCUGUUGAUAUUCAUCCCAUGUGUUGUGGCUGUUUACAUGAUUCAUGGUGCUGAUGUGUUGAAGGAUUUGACUCCUUUGUGGGUUUUGGGUCCAUUGAUUGUUGCUCUCUAUAUCAAGAUGUUUCAGGCAUUAUGUGCACUCUAUGUCUUCACCUUUAGGCAGAGUGUUUUAGUUAAUGUUGCGCAGGGGAAGCUCAAGGGAGACGUCGGGGCUCGUGUUUGGGAUCCUUUAGCAAACAUUAAGAAAAACCACAAACAGCUAUUGAGAAAAAAGCUGGAAGAACUGAAGGAGUGGGUGGUGGAGAUGUACCUCGAUUUUGUGGAGUCGAUAUGGCCCUAUUAUUGUAAAACUAUAAAGCUCCUACAGAGGGCGAAUCUGAUCUAGAUUAUGGAAGUUUUGGGUGAGACUGAAUGGCAAUUACAUAUUGGAGAAAGCUUACGACCGGUUGUUACUUGAAAUAGAGUUGUUGAAGCCCAUUUUGUCAGUAUCACUUUCCACGGCAGCGUGAAGGAAGAUGAAGAGAUUCUGAUUAUUUAAUUAUUUAUUUAGCUCAUUGUAAUUUAAUUGUUGUUCCAAGUGAGAUUCCGAUUGUGUUGUUUCUUUUAUGAGAAAUUUGUUUGAACAUAUUCUCAUUGCAUAAUUAGAAAUGCCAAGAUUUGUUACUCCCUA